UGAUAUGAUCUAAUUGUGACUUCCUUUCUUUUUUUUAAGAUUAUUUUUCCUGAAAUAAAAUAAGAAUUUGAAGGAUGGUCGCCUAAUGAAGGAAGAGAAGAGGAAGUUCGGGAAGGUCUGAAGCAGAUCGAGAUUUGGCGAUGAAGUUCGGGAAGAGCCUCAGCAGUCAGGUAGAGGACGCGCUGCCGGAGUGGAAGGACAAGUUCCUCUCCUACAAGCACCUCAAGAAGCGCCUCAAGCUGGUCCACUCCGCCGCGUCGCCGCCGGCGAAGCGCCCCCGCGUCGACGAGGCCGAUGCGGAUUCGGCGGAAUCGGUGAUGACUCGGGAGGAGGAGGAUUUCAUUAGCCUCCUCGAGGCCGAACUCGACAAGUUCAAUGCCUUCUUCCUCGAGAAGGAAGAGGAGUACAUCAUUCGCCAGAAGGAGUUGCAGGAUCGUGUAAAGGCGGCAAUUGUGGAAGAUUCAAAAGAGGAGUUGAUGAGGGUGAGGAAGGAAAUUGUGGACUUUCAUGGGGAGAUGGUCCUCCUUGAGAAUUACAGUGCACUUAAUUACACUGGGCUUGUAAAGAUACUCAAGAAAUAUGAUAAGAGAACUGGGGCACUUAUGCGGCUUCCCUUCAUCCAAAAGGUGCUGCAGCAGCCUUUCUUCACCACUGAUCUGCUCUACAAGCUUGUCAAAGAGUGUGAGUCUAUGCUGGAUCGCAUCUUCCCCAAGAACGAGCAAUUUGUGUCGGUCAACGACACCGGGAGAGAACCAAGAGAAGAUAAUCCCUCAAUACCCGGGUCAUCAUUUGUCGGCAGCAAGGUUCCAGAGUUGGAGGAGAUUGAGUACAUGGAGAGCCUAUACAUGAAGAGCACUGUCGCUGCAUUGAGAUCUCUGAAAGAGAUCAGAAGUGGAAGUUCCACAGUGAGUGUUUUCUCAUUGCCCCCCUUGCAGAACACUGGAUUGGAUGAGACGUGCAAAAACAUUCCUGUGGUAAAACAAGCAGCAAAGUAGCAUCUGGGUGCUCUGUUCUUGGAGUCGCUCCCUGUUUCUUAUAAGCUAAUAUGCAAUAGUUUACAGAGUUCUGAAUACUUGUGCAACAAUGCAGUGACUAUGUGCCUUGACAAUGGUUUAUCCUUAAAUGGUCUGUUUAGUCUACCUUGUUUGCUGCCUGUGGUCUCUUGAAUAUUAAACUCUAUUCGUGAAAUAAAUUUCCAUUUUCUUUUUCUUUUUCUCUA
Molecule: messenger RNA, 1219 nt
Organism: Zingiber officinale
Lineage: Eukaryota; Viridiplantae; Streptophyta; Magnoliopsida; Zingiberales; Zingiberaceae
Product: SPX domain-containing protein 1-like
Exons: 3
Coding region: 141-995 (284 amino acids)
Biological process (GO): cellular response to phosphate starvation
Source: RefSeq, a predicted model, not a curated record